GAGGAGGCAGCGCGGCGAGCCGCUGAAGAGGCGGCCCGGAAGGCCGCAGAGGCAGAAGAAGCCACAAGAAGAGCAGAGGAGGAGUUCAGCAAAUUUAUGGCUGCCAAGCGUGCCGAGGAGGAGGCUGCAAGGAAAGCCGCAGCUGAGGAGGCCGCAAGAGCUGCUGAAGAGGCAGCCAGGAAAGCAGCUGAGGACCAGGCAGCGAGAAAAGCUGCCGAAGAGGCUGCGAGGAAGGAGGAAGAGGAAGCUGCAAAAAAGGCAGCUGAGGAGGAGGCUGCUAGAAGGGCCGCUGAAGCGGCUCGGAAGGCAGCCGAAGAGGAAGCAGCCAGGAAACCGGGCUAG
This is a messenger RNA of Symbiodinium pilosum, 342 nucleotides long. The record is from the annotation of a GenBank genome assembly. NCBI's taxonomy places the organism in Eukaryota, Dinophyceae, Suessiales, Symbiodiniaceae.